CCAACUCCGUCGAAUUUCCCCACCCUUCACUUUUUUCUGCGCCGCCAACCUACCUCAUCCGUCUCUCUGAACCAACCUAACAUUACUUUUCCAACCCUGGAUUACGAACAACGCCGAUUUAUGCCGACUUUUCUGCGUCUUUUUCUCCAAACUGCACUGCGGAAGUCUACCAGGACUCUCCAAACUGCGUGAAACCAGACGCGCAAACCACAGGAAUUAGUGUGUGUGUUUGUAAUUCCUCUGUUUCUCUGUGUGUGUGUCUUUUUGUGGAGGUUUACGGGCCCAAACUUUUUUAUUCUCAGUUCAACCAUGUACCAAGCUGUGAGGAAGCUGUUUUUUACGGACUGCCAGUGCGCGGAAGAUGCGUCGAAAACGUACGAGGAGCUGUUCGCCAAACUGGACACCAACAAGGAUGGAAAAGUGGAUGUGUCCGAGCUGAGGGAGGGCCUGGCUGCCAUGGGCAUCCGGACUGGGAAAGGAGCAGCUCAGAAAAUUGUUUCCUCUGGAGACCAGGACAAAGAUGAUGGGCUGGACUUCAUGGAGUUCUCCAAGUACCUGAAGGAACAUGAGAAGAAAUUACAGCUGACCUUCAAGAGUCUGGACAAAAAUAAUGAUGGAAAAAUUGACAUUAUGGAAAUAAAGCAGUCACUUGCAGAUCUGGGACUGGACAUAAGCAAAGAGGACGCACAGAAGAUCCUUCAAAGUAUUGAUGCAGACGGCACCAUGACCGUGGACUGGAAUGAAUGGAGGGAGCAUUUCCUGUUUAACCCUGCCACGAACCUGCAGGAGAUAAUCCGCUACUGGAAGCACAGCACGGUUCUGGACAUCGGUGACAGUCUCACCAUCCCAGAUGAGUUCACAGAGGAGGAGAAGACCACCGGCCUGUGGUGGAAGCAGCUGUCAGCCGGAGCCAUGGCAGGCGCUGUGUCCCGUACAGGCACUGCCCCUCUGGACAGAAUGAAAGUGUUUAUGCAGGUGCAUGCCUCCAAGAGCAACAAGAUCAGCCUAGUUGGUGGUUUUAAGCAGAUGUUAAAAGAAGGAGGCCCAACUUCUCUGUGGAGAGGGAACGGAAUUAACGUCCUGAAGAUCGCCCCUGAGACGGCCAUUAAAUUUAUGGCCUACGAGAAGUACAAGAAGAUGCUGGCCAGCGAACCAGGAAAGAUCAGAACACAUGAGAGGUUCAUGGCGGGGUCGCUGGCUGGAGCCACGGCACAAACUGCCAUCUACCCCAUGGAGGUGCUGAAGACUCGUCUGACUCUGAGGAAGACCGGGCAGUACUCAGGAAUGUUUGACUGCACCAAGAAAAUCCUUAAGAAUGAGGGGUUGAAGGCGUUUUACAAGGGCUAUGUUCCUAAUAUUCUGGGCAUCAUUCCAUAUGCUGGAAUAGAUCUGGCAGUGUAUGAGAGCUUGAAGAACCUCUGGUUGUCUCACUACGCCAAGGACACGGCCAACCCUGGCGUUCUGGUGCUACUCGGUUGCGGUACCAUUUCCAGUACAUGUGGUCAGCUGGCCAGUUACCCCCUGGCUCUGAUCCGCACCAGGAUGCAGGCACAAGCGUCUUUGGAGGGCUCUGAGCAGUUGCCGAUGAACCUAAUGGUGAAGAAGAUUCUGGAAAAGGAAGGCUUCUUUGGACUUUACCGUGGCAUCCUGCCCAAUUUCAUGAAGGUCUUACCUGCUGUCAGUAUCAGCUAUGUGGUGUACGAGUACAUGCGGUCUGGCCUCGGGAUUCAGAAAUAAGGAGCAGAGUCGACUGUGCUUUUGUUUGCCUGUGAGAGUACAGACAGAGGAGCAGCAAAUUUUUACAACCUGUUUACCCAGUUCAUCACCUACGUCUGAACUCAGACUGCCUCAAAUGGAACCACUGUAGAUGUUUAGAAAGUGAAUACAGGACUUAUCUGCACCACCAAGUAGAAAAUCCUGCUGAAUUAACAUCAGUGUUCAGUGCAGUGGUUCCAUUUGUGUGGUGUUGGUCUAGGCUGCACCCACCGCAGACAGUUUGAAAACCAAAACACUCAGAGGUUAACUUUAUUUUUUGGGGUAAAAUGAUGGUUCGGUUAGAAAUGCCAAUGUUUUUUUUUUUUUAAUCAUAAGUUUAAUGUAUUGGUCCUGUUUAAGAGAAAUGUUUCACAUGUUUUUGUAAUAAUUGACCAAAAGCACCUUAUUAUACAGUUUACCAUCCAAACUCUCAUCUGAUAAAACACAAUGCAUUCACAGGUGAAAGAAUCAGUGUUCUACUGUGAUCUGUCAGUCAUAGGUCUGCAAACCAAAAAUAGAAAAGUCAAACUCCUGUGACUUUAAACAGUCUCAACACAUUAUGUAAGAUGUCAUUCGAGGGUGGAGCUGUUUCACGUUGAAAUCUGAGGAAAUAAGUGCAAUACUGUAUUUCUACAUUCACCUGCUGUUAUGUUUGAGGUAUAUUAUUUCAGGAGUGGGUUUCACCUGAGGAUUGUUUGUUGGUUCCAUUUUUAACAAGAGAUUUUGCACCUUUUCAGCACUGCUGGUGGGCAGGAAGUUAUGUGCCUUAUGUCAUUUUCCUCAGAUAUCUAUGGAGUUCUCCAUCUUGGAUUUUUUUCCUGCCUUUAUUUUCAAUGUUUGGUGAAUUAGAGACUGGUGUUUACAUUAAU
Messenger RNA from Sphaeramia orbicularis (orbiculate cardinalfish), 2624 nucleotides. Its product is annotated as calcium-binding mitochondrial carrier protein SCaMC-1. Gene Ontology annotation, biological process: transmembrane transport. The transcript is spliced from 10 exons. Gene Ontology annotation, molecular function: calcium ion binding. NCBI's taxonomy places the organism in Eukaryota, Metazoa, Chordata, Actinopteri, Kurtiformes, Apogonidae. Gene Ontology annotation, cellular component: mitochondrial inner membrane. The record is from RefSeq and is a predicted model, not a curated record. The coding region runs from base 310 to 1737 and encodes 475 amino acids.